This is a messenger RNA of Nothoprocta perdicaria, 3724 nucleotides long. RefSeq names its product RNA binding motif protein 20 (gene RBM20). Bases 1 to 3681 code for a protein of 1226 amino acids. The record is from RefSeq and is a predicted model, not a curated record. Gene Ontology annotation, cellular component: nucleus. Gene Ontology annotation, biological process: regulation of RNA splicing. Lineage: Eukaryota; Metazoa; Chordata; Aves; Tinamiformes; Tinamidae. Gene Ontology annotation, molecular function: mRNA binding; zinc ion binding. The transcript has 14 exons.
AUGCGUAGCUCCCGCUGCUUUGAAAGACCUAAACGGAAACCUAAUAUGUCUUUACGAUAUAAAUUAAUUGAGCUUUGGACCACGUCGCUGCUCUUCGGGCUAAUCCAUGUUCCGGUCCUCUCUAGCGCUGCCAAGCUCCUGGAGAAGACGCCGUUCUCUGUCAGCGCCCCGAACCCGCUGCUUCCUUCUCCGGCGAGUCUUCAGCUCGCCCAGCUCCAGGCUCAGCUUACUCUGCACAGGCUAAAAUUGGCCCAGACAGCAGUGACCAACAACCCAGCAGCUGCCACCGUCCUCAAUCAGGUGCUCUCCAAAGUGGCCAUGUCCCAGCCGCUCUUCAACCAGCUCCGACACCCUUCCGUGCUGAACGCCGCGCAGGGCCACGCCGCGGGCCCGCCGCAGGGGCCCGGCAUCGCCAGCGCCAGGUUCCCCUCGGGCGGGCUGGCCUUCCCGGCGCAGAGCCCGGCGCUCGCGGCGCCCGUGGGCACCGUGCCGGCCCCGGCGCCCGGCGCCCUCGUCAUGAACCCCUUUGGCGGCGUCAUGGCGCCCGCUUCCAGCCAACCGGCCGUGGUCAUGGGCCUGGGCAAGGCCGGCCCCUCAGCGGCGCCCGGCGGCUUCUACGAGUACAAGGCGGGCGUCCCUGGCGCGCAGGCGUAUGGCGCCGACGCCGAGCAGCCCGGCCCGCGCGCCUUCCUGGCCGGCGCGCCGCAUCCCGCCGCCGCCUCGGCCGCGGUUCCCUACGAGGGCCCCUUCGGCCCCGCCGGCCAGCCCAAGCACGAGGGGCAGCCCGGCUUCCAGAAGGACGCGUACGGCGCGGGCGCCAAGGGGCAGCACGGCGCGGCGCUGGCUUUCCCCGGAGACCUGCACGCAAAUUCCCAUCAGAAAGGAGAUCCAGCCUCCGGCUUACAUGGCACAGGUACAAACAACCAGUGGGAAAACCUCCCUAAUUUCGCCAGCCAAAACAAGCCUGACCUCCUGCCCGGUGACAGCAUGUGGCCAUCAACAAGUCAGCAGUAUGAAAUAAGAAACGAGCUGUACAACCCCGAAGAACCGACACCCGACACAAAGUUCAGCGGCGGCGUUGCCGCGCCGCCCUUCAGCAGGCACAAUAGCAAGCAGAGCUUCGGCAGCUCCCGCGCACGGCCCGCCGAGGAGCUGGGCGCCGGCGCGGCCGAGCUGCGCCCGCCGCAGCCGCACGAGCUCAACGACCUGCACGGCAUCGCCCCGCUUCACUUCCCCCACGUCUGCGCCCUCUGCGACAAGAAGACCUUUGAUCUGAAGGACUGGGAUCAGCACACGAAGGGAAGUCUUCACAUCCAGAAAUGUAUGGCUUUUUCAGACAACACUGGUAUCCGGUGCGUAUUAAGUUCAGCAGAUGGAACAUUGCAUUUAUCUCCAAAUAAUGCAUCAGUUUUCAACCCAUCUAGUAUCGAAGAUUAUCCACCAAAUGUCGGCUCAUCUUUUAUCACAACAUCAGCAAGAUCCUUUGGCCAGCCAGGUUCUACCUUUUCUUCUCUUCCAUCAGGGUUUCCCCAGAGGAAAUCUGCCCUGGGUCGAGUGGUUCACAUCUGCAACCUCCCUGAGGGAAGCUGCACAGAGAACGAUGUCAUCAAUCUGGGGCUUCCUUUUGGGAAAGUCACCAACUACAUCCUCAUGAAAUCUACCAACCAGGCCUUUCUGGAGAUGGCUUACAGUGAAGCAGCACAAGCUAUGGUGCAAUACUACAAAGAAAAACCUGCUAUGAUAAAUGAUGACAAAUUGCUUAUUAGGAUGUCCAAAAGAUACAAGGAGUUGCAGCUGAAGAAACCAGGUAAGAACGUGGCUGCCAUCAUCCAGGACAUCCACUCGCAGAGGGAGAGGGACCUGCUCCGGGAGGCAGACAGCAGGUACGGCGCAGAGCGGCCCCGCUCUCGCAGCCCCAUCAGCCGCUCGCUCUCGCCCAGGUCCCGCACUCCCAGCUUCACCUCCUGCAGCUCCCCCCACAGCCCGCUGGGAACCAGCAGGACGGACUGGGGCAACGGCAGGGAGUCCUGGGAGCAGUCCCCGUAUUCGAGAAGGGAAGAGGAAAGAGACAGCAGGGACUGGCGAGAGAACGGGGACGAGAAGAGGGACAGGACUGACAUGUGGGUACAUGAGAGGAAACAUUAUUCCCGACAGCUGGACAAGUUUGAUUUGGAUGAACGGCUUGAAGGAGGCAGGGGCCACAGAGAGAAAUACCUACGGAGUGGUUCCCCUGGCUCCCUGCAUCCUCUGUCUGGCUACAAGAGCAGGGAAGAUGACUAUUACAGGAAAACCUCCAAGACAAAAUCCGACAAGUUCCCGAGGCAGCAGCAGGAGUUGCCAGGGAGGUCGAAGAGAAAGGAAGAGACAAAGUCGAGGGAGCGGAGACACUCACACGGCGAGGACGGGCCGAGGGAGGAGGCGGCCGAGCCGCGGCACGGCAGGGCCCCCGAGGGCUCCCGGCAGAAACUCCCCGAGAGGAGCAAAGCCAAGAGGGCUGACAGAGACCAAGAGGAGGGGGCUGCUGCUGAAGGCAGCGAUGCCAAGGAAGCCAGACCUUCCGAGAACGAGCUCGGAAAAAAGGAGCAAGUUCCAGAGAAGAGCUCGCCUUCAGCUAAUAAGCCAGGAAAAGAAUCUGGAGAAAUUCUGGAAAGCACGAGAAAAGAGAAGGAAAAAGACUGGGAGAGUGGAAGUGAGAUAGAAGGUGAGACCUGGUAUCCUGCUAACAUGGAGGAAUUAGUGACAGUGGAUGAAGUGGGAGAGGACGAUCUAAUUAUGGAGCCCGAUAUAACUGAGCUUGAAGAAAUAGUACCCGUUGAUCAGAAAAACAAAGCCGUCUCAGAAAUGUGCCCCUGUAUGUCAACCAUGUUAGAACUGAAAAACGAUCAUAGCCACCUAACCAGGAGUGAAGACAAAUUUGCCCAUAAAGCUCUAGAACCAAACUCCAGGUCGGCAAAGGGCAGCACGGCCGCUUCUGGUGGCUCUCGGGGUGAUGAGAACCAUGAUGCAGUUACUGAAGCAUCGAGCCUAAAUCUGGACCCUGAGCAGAAGCCGGAGGAAGCAGAAGACGACCAAGCUGCUAAGGAGUCUGAUCACCAGCAGAAGGAAGGAAAAAAUGACAAAAGCUGUGACAUUCAUUCAGAGCCUGAGGAUCGCCAUAUACCUUCUGUUCAGCUGAAAGAAGAGCCUCUCCAGCUCCCUGACACAUUUAUAGAUGAUUACAAACAGAUGGGAUCACAAGGAACUGAGAGUAGAGAAGUCAUGGAAAUGCUUGUUAAAAAUGCCGGGGAAGAGACAAGACGUGGAGGCCAGGAGUGUUCAGAGGCCAAGGCAAAUUCUAGGUACCUGGAAGUGAGAUCUCUUGAAUACCCGGAGACAGAGGCCAAGCAAAGCCAUUCUCCGCCAGGCUGGGAACAAGAGGACGUGUUCACGGAGCUCAGCAUUCCCCUGGGUGUGGAAUUUGUGGUGCCCAGAACGGGGUUUUACUGUAAGCUCUGUGGACUCUUCUACACGAAUGAAGAGACGGCGAAGACGAGUCACUGCAGAAGUACUGUUCACUACAAAAACCUUCAGAAGUACCUCUCCCAGCUUGCAGAAGAGAGCCUGAAAAUGAACGAAGAAGGCAGCAGUCGGCACCAGGAUGACGCUGGGAUUGUUCCUCACUUUGAGAAGAAAAAGCUAUGAUGUGGAUGAACUGCAAGAGCCAUAAUGCGUGAAUGCUGAUACU